UUGUUAGUACAUAAGAGAGCAGGCUCAUCUAUAGAAAUUAUAACAAAUAAAUUAGUACGCAAUGUCGAAAUUAAUUUCAUACGCUACCAAGCACACUAUGCGUAAUACGCGCCUUGUUGCUAACCCAAUUUGUCAGCAUGUAGCCCGGGAUCUCGUUCAGAUGGGCGCAUCGACAGCCGCACGUAACUCAUAUUCGACUCUGGCCGUCGGGCCAACCAAUCAGCCGGUGCUCCGGCCAGCUGGAGUUGCAGUUCCGGUGCUGGGCCACAUGGUAAAGCGCAGCAUGUUUAUUCAGACCCAGGAUACACCGAAUCCGGACAGCUUGAAGUUCUUGCCCGGUGUGGAAGUGCUGGGAAAAGGAAAUACGUACGAUUUUCCCAGUGCCGCGGCAGCUCAUUGUAGUCCGUUGGCUAAGCUACUGUUCCGUGUGGAAGGUGUCCGUGCUGUAUUUUUUGGCGGCGACUUUAUUACCAUAUCCAAGGAAGAAUCUGGAGAAUGGGGCCUUAUAAAGCCUGAAGUUUUUGCAAUCAUCAUGGAUUUCUUUGCCAGCGGCUUGCCCAUACUGCACGAGGCACGGGCCAAUGCAGAUACCGAGAUUCUGGAGGACGACGAUGAGACGGUUAUGAUGAUUAAAGAGCUGCUCGACACGCGCAUCCGACCAACAGUGCAGGAGGAUGGCGGCGAUAUUGUCUUUAUGGGCUACGAGAACGGCGUUGUAAAGCUGAAAAUGCAGGGAUCGUGCUCAUCCUGCCCGAGCUCGAUCGUAACUCUCAAGAAUGGCGUUCAAAACAUGCUUCAAUUCUAUAUACCCGAAGUCGAGUCCGUUGAGCAGGUGUUUGACGAAGCUGACAAAAUGGCAAACAAGGAAUUCGAGCGCUUUGAAAAGAGUUUAAAGCAAAAAGAGUCAACUAAUGCACCCGUCAGCAUUGGUGGUACACCAAAUUAAUAGUCUUGAUUGUUACUAUCUUUAGUAGGCUUAGAACCAAAUAUGUUUACAUAAAUAUUUGCUUAUAAAGUUUAAAAAAUGUA
This is a messenger RNA of Drosophila navojoa, 1029 nucleotides long. Its product is annotated as NFU1 iron-sulfur cluster scaffold homolog, mitochondrial. Gene Ontology annotation, molecular function: iron-sulfur cluster binding; iron ion binding. Gene Ontology annotation, biological process: iron-sulfur cluster assembly. The record is from RefSeq and is a predicted model, not a curated record. Lineage: Eukaryota; Metazoa; Arthropoda; Insecta; Diptera; Drosophilidae. Gene Ontology annotation, cellular component: mitochondrion.